AUAUAUAUAUAUAUAUAUAUAUAUGAAUCUCGGGUGAAUUAUAAUUUUGAUCGAAUCGAAAUAUGUUACUGAUUUUUAUAUUGUUCGUGAAUUGCUUAGGAUCUACGGAUCUACCAACAAACUAUGAAUAUUACACAUCUUCAGGCAUAGUUUCGGGAAUAUCAACUAACGAAACACAUUUCUUUCUCAAUGAAAAACCCAUCUUCAUCUACAGUGGUUCCGUUCAUUACUUUCGCAAUCCAAGGGCGUAUUGGAAAACUAGAUUAGCCCAAGUUCGUUCCGCUGGUUUGAACACAGUCGAAACGUACAUUCCUUGGAAUUUACACGAAUACCAAAACGGUAGUUAUGAUUUUGGCGGAGGGGGUUCUGAAAUGCAAGACUUCUUGUAUAUCGAGGAAUUCCUUCAAUUGGCGCAGAGUGAAGAUUUGUUCGUUAUUUUGAGACCCGGACCGUUUAUAAGCGCCGAAUAUAAUUUUGCGGCGUUUCCCAGUUGGUUGUUACGGGAAAAACCAAUGGGCUUUAGAACCGACGAAGCAAAUUAUAUCAAAUACGUUUCCAGAUACUACAAUGUACUUUUACCGAUUCUGGCGAAGUAUCAGUUCACGAAAGGAGGUCCAAUUAUAGCGUUUCAAAUAGAAAAUGAAUACGGAUAUACAGGUUAUCAAAAUUUCGCUCCGUCUCGAAAUUAUUUAGAAAUACUUCGGCAAUUAUAUUUAGAUAAUGGUAUUGUUGAGCUGCUGGUAACUUCGGACAAUCCAAUCGGACGUGGAGAUUCUGGUACUUUACCUGGCGUACUUCUUCAAACGGCUAAUUUCGGGGAUUCACCGGAACCGUAUUUUAAUAAACUAAAGCAGCUACAACCCGAUAAACCUUUAAUGGUGAUGGAAUUUUGGAUUGGAUGGUACGAUUAUUGGACAAAUAAACAUCAAACUAGAACUCCUGAAUAUGUGAAGAGUGUUUAUGAAGCUAUCGUCAAAUAUCCGGCUUCUGUCAAUAUCUAUAUGUUCCAUGGUGGUUGUAAUUUUGGUUUCGGAAACGGAGCUAUACUAAGUAACGAGCUAUUAGAUAACUCCGGGUUCCUUCCAAUGACUACCAGUUACGAUUAUGACGCGCCUUUAGACGAAGCGGGCGAUUAUAGACAGAAAUUUUUCGACGUUCGAAACAUUUUGUCUGUUUAUAAUCCUAUAAAAACCCGUCUACCAACACCUCCGGAAAUACUUGCUCGUAUUGCUUAUCAGAACAUCGCCAUCAAUCGCCAAAUCAAACUUGGCGACGUUAUCGCCAACGAACCGCCGAUGGUGUUAGAAAGCGAGAACGUAACGGCGAUGGAGAUGCUCGACAUAAACUCGAAUUCCGGUCAAAGUUACGGGUAUAUAGUUUAUCGUAAGGAAAAUAUAGAUUUGGAAGCCGGAACUGUCUUGAAAAUUGGAGGACACGUCUGUGAUACCGUCGUGGUUUUGGUUAAUGGUGUUUUAGUUUCACCCGCGCUAGAAUCUUCUGCAGAUUUAGACGGUUUCGGAUAUUGGAGAUUGGAAAAUUCCACUUUAAUUAUAAAUCGAGAAGCAAUUCAAGAUGCUACGGUUGAUAUAAUUGUAGAGGAAUGGGGAAGGAUGAACGGCGGCACCAUUUUCCAGUAUAACCGAACGUUGAAAGGAUUGUGGCAAGGGGAUGUUUAUUUCAACGAUAAACAAGUCUUAAACUGGAAGAUCGUACCUCUGGAAUUCAAAAAACAGUGGAACGACAAUCUUUCCUCCUGGAAAUCAGUUGAUUCGAAAGUAGGUCCUGCUUUAUACGGAGCAACUUUAAGUCUUGGAACGGAUAUAAGAGAUACGUAUAUCGAUAUGAGAGAAUGGGUUAAAGGUCUGGUUAUAGUAAACGGUUUUCCUGUUAGAAAGUAUUUUAUGUUAGGUCCUCAACAAACUUUGUAUCUACCAGCGCCGUUUUUGCAUGAAGGUGAUAAUCAUAUUGUUGUAUUUGAGCAUUUCAAAGCUAGCGAUAAGUUGGUAUUUAGCGAUAAACAAAUUUAUUCGAAUCAGUAAUAAAAAAUUUAAAUUUA
Molecule: messenger RNA, 2056 nt
Organism: Diorhabda carinulata
Lineage: Eukaryota; Metazoa; Arthropoda; Insecta; Coleoptera; Chrysomelidae
Product: beta-galactosidase-1-like protein 3
Exons: 6
Coding region: 63-2039 (658 amino acids)
Biological process (GO): carbohydrate metabolic process
Cellular component (GO): vacuole
Molecular function (GO): beta-galactosidase activity
Source: RefSeq, a predicted model, not a curated record